GCAAGUAUAUAUUAAUACAAAGCUUGAUAUCAUCAAUUAUAAAGCUUAAGCUUUGUAUUAAAUAUAUAUUAAGUGUAUAUAUAUAUAUAUAUAUAUAUAUAGGAAAAUGUUAAAGGCACAACACAAACCCAACUCAGGACCAACUUCUCUCCUAUGUGGCAUUUUUUUUAAAAAAAAUAAAAGUUUGAAUUUUAAACCAUACACAUCGUCUAUCUCUCACCUUUCAGAUCCAAAAAUCCUCUCUCUGUCUCUCGCUCCCCCUCCCGCGCUCAUCUUCUUUCUCCUCCGGUGAGUUCUUCGGCCACCGGCGAAGCUGUCCGUACGUUGCUCCUGUCUCUCUCACUCCGGCGCAAGGUCCGUCUCUGUCUCUCUCACUCCGGCGACGUCUACGGCCACCGGCGAAGCUCCUGUCUCUCUCACUUGAAUUUACAAUUUUGUUGCCAAGAAAAGAUUACAAUGAUAUCUUCUACUAUCUCUAUUGUUGCAUUUACAGGCUUCUUGCACGUGAGGGAAUAAAUGCAGAGCAGCUUGCACGGGAUCUGAAGUCUUUUGAAUUGAAGAUUGCUACAGCUUGAAGCGAUUUUGUUAGAAAAAAUAGAAAAGAAAUAAGAAAGAAAGGAAAAUGCAUCCUCCUUUAACACUACACAAGCACCCGAUGUGCGCCGAAAUUAUUGAGGAGUUCCAGAAGUGUCAUAUAGACCAUCCCAUUGGGAAAUUCUUUGGUGAAUGUACAGAUCUCAAAAUAAAGCUUGAUCGUUGUUUUAGGGAGGAGAAAGCUUUGAAGCGGAAAGCAAACUUUGAGCAGAGUAAGAAAUUAAAGGAAAGACUACAAGCUUUUAGGAAGGAAACUGCUGAAGAGAACAACCUUGUUCAAAGUUAAUGGGGAAGUGAGAGAUCAACAUCUUCAUGGUAAACAGAAGUUUGAUGAUUACUCCAAGAGCACUCAUCCAUGAACUAUUGCUGGUGCAAAUAACAUAAAGAAACUGUUGUUGUAGGAAACAUGACUUGAUAUUUUGUUGCACAUGAUGUUUUCAUGGUGCUAAUUUGUUCUGUUGAAUCGUGGGAAUUAAUCACAUUUGUAUUUCCUAUUUAAGCUAUUCACUUUUUAGUUGCUGGAGAGGGAUAUUUGAUAAUUAUGCAUGAAAUGUUUUUUAUCCA
Corylus avellana is the source of this 1158-nucleotide messenger RNA. NCBI's taxonomy places the organism in Eukaryota, Viridiplantae, Streptophyta, Magnoliopsida, Fagales, Betulaceae. The record is from RefSeq and is a predicted model, not a curated record.